AUGAAUGCCACGAAUAGCGCAGCAGUAGUCCAUGAACAGUUCACACUUGGAGAAUAUAUAUUUUAUUUGAGUAAUGGUGCUGUUGGAUCUCUCUUUAAUUUUAUCGUGCUUUGGAUUGCUAUGAUCUAUAUUGACACUGAUGACAAGCCAAGACAAAUAAUCGUGAUAAACAUGACAUUUGCCGACCUCCUUAUGUGCCUAACCUACAUGUUAACCAGACCAUACUUGAGCUUCUUUCCAAAUAUUAUAUGUCAUCCCUAUUAUGUUACAAUAUGGACUAUUCAACUGGUCAGCUGCGUUAAUUUAGUGUGGCUGAAUAUUGACAAGCUCAUAUUCAUCCAAUUUCCCCUUCACUACUAUUCGAUUAUAAAUAGGAAAAAAAUUCUAAUACUAUGCACAGCGACAUGGAUUGUUCUCGGAUAUAUUUCUUUCACAGUCGAAUCGUAUAUGCAAGUUAUGGGUGGAUGCGAACGAGUAUCGAUAAAUCCAUACAUAUACAUGCCUAUUUGUAUACUGUAUGUUGUCGUUAUCGUUGCAUCGUUCACAAUUUCUGCUAUAAUUUACUGCAUAGCUCAUACGUCUACUAAAGCCGAAACAAGGCAAAGAACGAAACUUUUCCACCGACUGUUCUUCUUGUUCUCAAGCACCUUGUGGACAUUCUUCACGUGCCUUCCAUAUCGAAUAUUAUAUCUUAUGAAUAUGCUAUGUUCUCCAUGUCGCACUAUGCUGGUGCGUCAAAUAACGGAUAUGUUUUUCCGAAUAUUGGUUGUCGGGAUGGUCAUCAACCCGCUGAUCACUAUCUGGACCCAGCGAAUUUAUCGCAUGCGACUGUUGAAGCUACUCAAUGCCUGUCAUAUUUCCUUAGCAAACGAAGAAACCGAUUUGAGCACACGAAGACAAUCGACCAAGUGGAGUACUGUAGAAUCGGUGCCCUUGGCUACAAAUCUGUGA
Molecule: messenger RNA, 951 nt
Organism: Cylicocyclus nassatus
Lineage: Eukaryota; Metazoa; Nematoda; Chromadorea; Rhabditida; Strongylidae
Source: the annotation of a GenBank genome assembly